CAUUGGUUGGAAUUUACCCGGCUGCUAGACCUUGUCCCUCGCCAUACUCAUAGCUCGCAUGGCCGCGAUUUGCCUUCUAGAUAUGAGGAUGCGACCACUCCGCGGCAUCCUUGGUACUUUUGUCUUUGUGACCCUCCCAUCAGCACUACCCCAUGGUGUUUUCACUACCUAUCCUACUUUGUCUUCUGUUUCACUGGAGGGGCCCUAGACCGUGCUGGAAAGCCAUUCUUCACGGAGACAGUCAGCACUGCUGUUUUGUGCUAGUGCCAAGUGUGUCCAUAGAUGGAAAAAUACGAAAAUUGCUAUAUCAUUUCCACCAUAGCUUAUGCUCCGAUAUCCCAACGCGACCCUUUGCAGCCUCGCAGCCAUACAUGACCAACCAGCGGGCCGACACGCCAUCAUUGCGUGAACUCAAUCAAGACUUAGGUGGCAACUCCGACCAUCAGAAAUUCUUGCUUGCUGAAAUCGAGCUCCAGAUGUCUGUAGAAUCUGGGCGAAUGUACGAGACCACUGCAUGUUGGGACAUUGGAAGGGAGGUUUGCUUCACCAUGACGAAAGCGACCGAAGACUGCUUGCUCAGUGGCACCGUGUAGUUUGUAGUUCGUAGUUUGUACCACCGAAGGGAUGCACGCCAGUGGAAUAAUCUGGAAACGAGCGGGGAAUGCGUGGCAUGACAGCUUCUCCCCAGCGAUGACCAGGAGUGG
Messenger RNA from Aspergillus welwitschiae, 704 nucleotides. RefSeq lists its product as uncharacterized. NCBI's taxonomy places the organism in Eukaryota, Fungi, Ascomycota, Eurotiomycetes, Eurotiales, Aspergillaceae. The record is from RefSeq and is a predicted model, not a curated record. Bases 153 to 593 code for a protein of 146 amino acids. The transcript has a single exon.